GUAAUUCUAAUUAUUUACUUGGCCUUGUUUCUUUGUAGGCAGUGAUGGAAAAUACCAGAGCAAAUGAUAUACACAAGCGAGUUCCCUUUUUAGUACCGUUUACUAGCAGGGUUAAGAUUUUCACUACACAACUAGCAGCAGCUAGGCAAAGGAAUGGAUCUCUUGCUGUUUUUGCCAGAAACCGGUUUAGAAUUCGACGAAAUCAUAUAUUGGAAGAUGCUUUCAGUCAGAUGAGUGCAUUGUCUGAAGUUGAUCUUCGAGGAUCGAUACGUGUGUCUUUUGUUAAUGAAUUUGGAGUUGAGGAGGCAGGAAUUGAUGGUGGUGGUAUUUUUAAAGAUGUCAUGGAGAACAUUACACGGGCAGCCUUUGACGUGCAGUAUGGUUUAUUUAAGCAAAUCGCUGACCAUUUGCUCUACCCCAAUCCUGGUUCGGGAAUGAUACAUGAGCAACAUCUCCAGCUUUUCCAUUUCCUCGAAGUUCUUUUGGCAAAGGAGCAUUAUGUCAUUGAGAUGUUUUGGGAAGUUAUCAAAAGUUUCUCCGUGGAAAACCAAAAGAAAUUUCUGAAGUUUGUAACUGGUUGCUCUCGAGGACCUCUUCUUGGCCUUAAAUAUCUUGAGCCAUGUUUUUGCAUACAAAGGAAAUUGGUGUUUUGUUCAUUUUUCUCCAUUUCCUGGCAAGGAGCAGCUGGCAAACAAAUUUCUUUAUGCCAUAAAUGCGGAUGCUGGUUUUGAUCUAAGCUAAUGGAUGUUGUUGUUUUACCCUUCUUCUUGUUGAUAUACCUUUCGUAACAUCCUUUCAUCCCUAAUCUCAUCCUCGACCACAACCACUGCUUUGACCACGAUCGUCUCUCCGAAGAUUUGUGAGACAGUUCCAUUAGGUUAUGGGCACUAAGUGGUGAAACAUUGAUGGAGAUGGUUGGUGACACUACCAUUGUGUAUUCAGUGGAUUCACAUGCUUCCGAAGUCAUUGUUAGUGGGAGUGAAGAUUGUUCGGCAAAGAUAUGGAAAGAUGGAAUUUGUGUCUAGAGCAUUGAGCAUCCUGGUUGCGUUUGGGAUGCCAAGUUUUUGGAAAAUGGAGAUAUUGUCACAGCUUGUUUAGAUGGAGUAGUACGUGUCUGGACGGCAGAACAGGAAAGAAUUGUUGAUCCCCAAGAAUUGGAGUUAUUUGCUUCAAGACUGUCUCAGUAUAAGUUGAAUAGGAAGAGGGUUGGAGGAUUGAAAUUGGAAGAAUUAUCUGGGAUGGAUGCUUUACAAAUUCCAGGCUGUACUGGAGCUUGUCAUAAUCUUCCCACGUUGCCUCAUGAGGAGGGAGACCUUGCCAUUUAAUCAAAACCUCACAGCUUCCUCUUUUAUUCUUCGAGUACCCAGAUAUUUCCUCCGGUAUAGAUUUCCACUCAUGAGUUUCAGUAACGUAAGGCAGCAUGUCUGUCUGUACAAGUUGAUGAUCACCAACCAUUUUUUUGAGUUGGGACACAUGAAACACUGGAUGGAUGGAAGCGGAUGCUGGCAACUCUAGCUUAUACGCAACCAGUAUGAUGCGUUCCACAAUCGUAUAAGGCCCAAAGAACUUGGGGGAUAGUUUCUCAUUUUUCUUUUGUCGUAAUGAGAUCUGUCUAUAGGGCCUAAUCUUCAGGAAGACCAUAUCGCCAACUGCAUACUCCACAUCAUGACGCUUCAAGUCUACGUUAUUUUUCAUCUUGUCCUGUGCGACGAAUUAGUGUUCUUUUAGGACUCCCAGAAUUUCAACUCAUGCCUUGAGCUAUUCGUUUAAGGUAGUGUUUGGAGUGUCCCGGUCACCAUAAAACAUCAAUGGUGGUGGCAUACGUCCAUAGAUAGCCUGAAAUGGAGUGACCCCUACGGAUCUCUAAAAAGUAGUGUUGUACCAAUAUUCAGCCCAAUGUAUCCAUUUUGACCAUUCCUUAGGCCGUUCUCCACAAAAACAUCGCAGAUACGUCUCCACUCCCCUAUUAACCACCUCAGUUUUCCCAUCCGACUGAGGGUGAUAAGCGGUGCUUCGAUUUAAUCGGGUGCCUGCCAUUUUGAACAUUUCUUGCCAAAAGUUGCUCAAGAAUACCUUAUCUCGGUCGGACACUAUCGAUUUGGGAAAGCCAUGAAGUCGGACAAUCUCCUUAACAAAUAUAUUUGCUGAAUCUGUCCACCACUACAAAGAUGACUUCGAAACCAUUCGAUCUUGGUAAGCCCUCGAUAAAGUCCAUAGAUAUAUCGCUCCAAAUAUUGUUUGGACUGUCCAGGGACAGCAGCAGUCCGGUGGGGGAUAGUGCUAGGGAGUUGUUCUUCUGACAUAUUACACAUUCCUCACAAUACUUCUCAACAUCCGCCUUCAUUCCUUCCCAAUAUAGCUCACCAGUUUGUCGUUUGUAUGUGCGUAAAAAUCCAGAAUGGUCUCCAAGUACCGAAUCAUGGUAAGUAUGUAGGAUUGUGGGUAUCAAUGUAGAUGUUUUGGACAGCACAAACUUAUCCUUAUAUCUUAACAUACCUUUUCGGAUGGAGAAUUUACCCUCUGUUCCUUCUUCCAUUGCUUGUAGCUCUUCCAUUAUUUUGCUCAACUUUUCAUCCGCUUCGACUUCCUUUUUAAUCACCAGAAUGUCAACCAAUGUAGGAGCUGUUAUGCUACCGAGGUUAACUGUAGGAGGCAUCCAAGACAAGGCGUCUGCUGCUUUAUUCUCCAAGCCGGGUUUGUAGACCACCUCAAAUGAGUAUCCCGUUAGCUUCGCUACCCAUUUCUGAUACUGAAGCUGUAUCACUCUUUGUUGUAAUAAGAACUUCAAGGAUUUCUGAUCGGUCUUCACAAUAAAUUUUCUUUCCAACAGAUAUGGUCGCCAUCGUUGCACAGGCAAGAUUACUGCCAUUAAUUCCCUUUCAUAUACAGGCUUGGCCCUAUCUCUUAAGGCUAACGUAUGGCUAAAGUAUGCUAUGGGGCGCUUGGCUUGGACGAGUACGACUCCUACCCUAUAUCUCGAUGCAUCUGUUUCCAUUUCAAAGGUGGCAUUGAAAUCAGGCAACACCAAAACGGGCAGGGUCAUCAUGGCAUUCUGUAGUUGUUGGAAUGCCUCCUUAGACUCCUCAGUCCACUGGAGUCCCCCUUUCCCAAGUAGUUGAGUCAAUGGUGCGACAAUGAAGCCAUAGUGCUGAACGAACUUUCUUUAGUAACAGGUGAGGCCUAGUAAUCCUCGUACCUCUCUUAUAUUACUGGGUAUAGGCCAUUCCCUGAUUGCUCUGAUUUUCUCGGGGUUCACUUCAACUUCUUGUCCUGAAAUGAUAUGACCCAAAUAAUCAAUACGUUCUUGCGCGAAGCUGCACUUCUUCUGGUUUGCAUAUAACUCAUUCUUUCUCAGGAUUUCCAAUGCUAACCCAAUGUGCUUCAGAUGAUUUUCCAAGUUCUCACUGUAGAUUAGUAUGUCGUCGAAAAAUACUAAUAUGAACUUCUGCAAAAAUGGUUUAAAUAUUGAGUUCAUUAGAGCUUGGAAAGUGGAUGUGGCAUUAGUUAAGCCGAAUGCCAUAACCAUAAAUUCAUAGUGUCCAUCAUGUGUUCGAAA
Molecule: messenger RNA, 3556 nt
Organism: Cucumis sativus (cucumber)
Lineage: Eukaryota; Viridiplantae; Streptophyta; Magnoliopsida; Cucurbitales; Cucurbitaceae
Product: E3 ubiquitin-protein ligase UPL6-like
Exons: 12
Coding region: 45-731 (228 amino acids)
Biological process (GO): protein polyubiquitination; ubiquitin-dependent protein catabolic process
Molecular function (GO): ubiquitin protein ligase activity
Source: RefSeq, a predicted model, not a curated record